Hydatigera taeniaeformis is the source of this 1569-nucleotide messenger RNA. The record is from the annotation of a GenBank genome assembly. Lineage: Eukaryota; Metazoa; Platyhelminthes; Cestoda; Cyclophyllidea; Taeniidae.
AUGCCUUCAUUAGCCGAGCCCCGAUUUACAUCCCCUUACCGUUGGCGUUUUCGUACACCUGUACCUUUCCAUCCAUUAUUCCAACACAGCUGGGUUUCGCGUGGUCCACAACGAUCCUAUAAUUACGUUUUUGAUUCGCACCUGACUGCCAGUCGGACCGUUAGACGCCCUAUUUCGUCCCACUUGCGGUCAUCUACAUUUCGUUCCUCUAAGUAUCACACAAAAUGUAGGCGUCGUUACUCUAAGAAAUGGAAACCUGCUCUCAAUCCGAGUGAUCCUCUAAAUCUCCAGGACCUUAUGAAAGAGACAGAUCGUCGCCGAAUUGAAGGGCUUUCUCCACCACAUGGUGACUCUCGUCUUAAUACUCCCGCUCUGAGCGUAAAUGGUGAGCUUGACGGAACCAGUCCUAAUGCUAUUGAUCCUCCAAAUUCAAAUCCCUCGCGAUCCUCACUUAAUCGCAACGGGAAGAGGAGUCCCUUGUCUUACCGUGCUAGUGGUUUGGGUUUAAGGAAUUCGCGGAGGCUGAGGUGGCAAGGUAGGCGGAUGCCUCUUACCGGAAACUAUCCUGAUUACUAUUCCAGGCGGAAUCCGGAUGAUAGGAUUAAAGUUCUCAUGCCUGAGUGGUUCUCAAACAGUGAUGUCGCGGAUUAUGGAUGUCACAAUGGUACAGUUACAUUUAAGAUUCUCGAGCAAUUCCCUGACGUAAACAGGAUCGACGCUUUCGAUUGUGAUGCAGAAUUGAUUGAAAACGCCAAAAGCUUACAAAGGGAGAAGAUUCGUUGGUCGAACCAGAAUUGUGCAAAUUUUGAGAAAAUUAACUUUCAAGUUGCCGAUUGGAGUGAUUGUGCAUCCACGGAUGAUGAUCCCACCUACAACAUAGUUCUCGCCUUCAGUGUCACUAAAUGGAUACACUUGAACUACGGUGAUGCGGGUUUGAUGCGCUUCUUUCGUCGGGUGUUUAACUUACUGAAGCCUGGUGGUCAUCUUUUGUUAGAACCCCAACCAAAGGCCUCCUAUAAGAACAGCAGGUUUACAAUUAAACAACAAGAAAACUACAAGGCAAUGACAAUUGACCCAUCAAACCUGGAGCCUAUCCUUCUUGAUAUUGGUUUUUCGUACUUUGAUAAAAUCAAGGUUCCACGCCCAAAUGAAUCAUUUCAGAGGUGCAUUAUGCUGUGCUCGAAGUCGUACGGUGCGACUCCCUCCUCCAUUCGCAACGAUUGUCGUGAGGCGGCCCACUUUUGGGGAGGCUCUCCCACAUUGUCCGAUACACUUGGGGCACCUGCAGGUCCGCCGCCUGUGCGCUACUGUCCUCAAACCCCGAAUUAUUCCUCAGCAGUUUCUCCUGCAGCACUAAAUGCAAACCCCUCUUUCGAGUCCUCUGACACCACUCCGAAUGCCACCUGCGUUGGCGACGUUCUCCAGUCUGCAAUUAUUUCGAGUACUGUGCCCUUCACGAAUUGGGAUAUAACUUCAGGUGUGGUUACUCCUCACGAUCCAUUUGAUAGAGGGGCGGAGGUCGCUAACUGCUCCACCAUUUCAGCUCCCGAUUCCACUUCCCAAAACUGA